CCUAGAUAUAUAUUGUCUUUUUCCUAAGGGAAUAGUAGGACAUUUUACCUCCAGCCCUCUCUCCAUUAAUUCAAUAAUUCCAUUCAACCAAAAUGCGGUAUUCAUUCACUAUCACGGCUCUGAGCCUCCUCUCGUCGGCUUUUGCCAUCACUGUAACCACUCCGUCGUCGAACACGGUGUGGGAUUUCUCUACCCCCAAAACCAUCAAAUUCACUAGCAGCUCUAGUGAUCCUUCUGUAAUCAGCAUUAUCCUCCGAAGUCAGGAUGGCUCCUUCCAGACCAAAUUGGCGGAUAACGUCAAGACCUCUGAUGGCGAAUACACGACCCAGCCUAACCCUAGUAUUUCCAACGGAAAUGACUACGAGAUUCAGAUAAUUGAUUCGGCUGGCCAACUUGCCGUCAGUGACAUUUUCACUGUCAAGAAGGGCGGUUCGACUGAUGGUACUACAAUCUCGUCCUCUUCUACAAUCUCUUCUUCCACCAGCACCUCCUCCUCCUCCUCUACUUCUUCUUCUUCCUCGACAUCCACUACUUCUUCUUCCUCGAUAUCCAGUACAGCCACUUCUACAUCCGUCUCCUCCACGCUUACAUCCUCGGCGUCGACGAGCUCUCCAUCUUCCUCAGGCUCCAGCACUACCUCUUCCUCUUCUACCUCUUCUUCCACCUCUUCGGAGACAUCAUCCACUAGUGCCUCCGCGACCGCUGUGCACUCGAAUGGUGCUGGGUUGUCUCAGUUCAGCGCUCCUAAGGGAGUCAUGGCUGUACUCGGUGCUACUCUCGCGUUCUUCUACGUCUGAAUCAUGUCCAUCAGACAGUAUUGUGACUGAAUUUUGUUUACAAUCGUCGUUUGAGACACGCUGAAUGAGGGACGAUAUGUGUCACUAGUCUGUUGAAUUUUUUUUUUUUGAAAUAUUGUGUCGGUUUAGAGUAUAGACUAGUAAACUAUUAUUUAUUGUGAGAGGGUGAUCUUCGUAUGCUAAGUUGAGUUGAGCGAUCCCGCUAGUGCGCAUAGGGUAGUUGUUUGGCCCGGCCGGUAUAGACCCAUGCUUCCGAGCUACAUCCAAAUGGAAUAGUGUCGGCUCUAGUACUUCGAGG
Penicillium subrubescens is the source of this 1095-nucleotide messenger RNA. RefSeq names its product GPI anchored serine-threonine rich family protein. NCBI's taxonomy places the organism in Eukaryota, Fungi, Ascomycota, Eurotiomycetes, Eurotiales, Aspergillaceae. The record is from RefSeq and is a predicted model, not a curated record. The transcript has 3 exons. The coding region runs from base 93 to 797 and encodes 234 amino acids.